Molecule: messenger RNA, 1012 nt
Organism: Agrilus planipennis (emerald ash borer)
Lineage: Eukaryota; Metazoa; Arthropoda; Insecta; Coleoptera; Buprestidae
Product: trypsin delta/gamma-like protein CG30031
Exons: 4
Coding region: 66-950 (294 amino acids)
Biological process (GO): proteolysis
Molecular function (GO): serine-type endopeptidase activity
Source: RefSeq, a predicted model, not a curated record
AAAUAAGAACCGGACUCUUCCGGCUGCACAGUGAUUUGGUUGGAUCCAUUUGACGAGCUUUUACAAUGAAAUUCCUCGUUGUUCUAUUAGGCCUUGUCUGCGCCUUAGCCCAUGGGGCACCAAACGUAGAGAAGGUGGUAGAUUCGCCCCGUCCAGCUUUCUCAAAAGAUAUAGAAAUCAUACCAUCUGACAAUACCAGGAUAACAAACAGUGAUCGUGCAUUUAGAGACCAAUUCCCUUACCAGGUUUCUCUAGAAUGGGGUUAUCUUGAAUCGCCCUCCCAUCUCUGCGGUGGCAGUCUCAUUUCAGAAUCGGUGGUACUCACGGCUGCCCAUUGUAUUGAAAGUUAUGGUACGUAUACGAUAGCUGCUGGACUUCUUAAUCGAGGCGAAACUACUGCAACAUCUCAAAGACGAAGCGUUGACACCAUUGUAGUUCACGAAAACUGGCCUGGCGAAGGCCCGGCUCCAUAUGACAUUGCCCUCGUAAAAGCAGUCUCACCUUUCACUUUGACUUCUUCCGUUCAAACUGUUGGAAUUCCUAGUCAGGGUAUCGUUCCCUCUGGAACUGGCAUCGUUUCUGGAUGGGGCAGAACGUUUUAUAAUUCUGUUCUCCCAACCGUCUUGCAAUACGCAAAUCUACGAAUCAUAACAAACAACGAAUGCGCUCAAAAUUUGAUCAACGUGUUGGGAUAUACCAGUGCUUUGGACGAUACCCAAAUUUGUACCAGUGCACGCGUUACUGGUCAAACAGGAAGGGUAUCAGUUUGCAGUGGUGAUUCUGGUAGUCCAUUGGUCCAAGGGUAUGUUCAGGUGGGUAUUGUCUCUUGGGGUAUCACACCAUGUGGCACCACUUACGCUCCAUCUGUCUACACAAGAGUUUCUACCUAUUCUGACUGGAUUAACGAUAGACUUGCAGAGUUGAGCUCUGCCGCUCCUUCAACCGUUUAAAUAUAUACAUUCAUAAUAUUGUACUCAAAACGAAACAAUAAACAAAAUCACUUACAAAUAAA